Messenger RNA from Lepisosteus oculatus (spotted gar), 3321 nucleotides. RefSeq names its product UDP-N-acetyl-alpha-D-galactosamine:polypeptide N-acetylgalactosaminyltransferase 3 (GalNAc-T3) (gene galnt3). Gene Ontology annotation, biological process: protein O-linked glycosylation. Gene Ontology annotation, cellular component: Golgi apparatus. NCBI's taxonomy places the organism in Eukaryota, Metazoa, Chordata, Actinopteri, Semionotiformes, Lepisosteidae. Gene Ontology annotation, molecular function: polypeptide N-acetylgalactosaminyltransferase activity. The record is from RefSeq and is a predicted model, not a curated record.
GCAAAGCACUGAAAAUAGUACUUCUUUUCUGUCCCCCGACUGAAGCCGAAUACCGCGAUCUGAGCACAAUUUCUUCAUUGUUUGGAGUCAUGGGCUCAGAAGACUGCACUAUCUAUUAUUGAUAAGAAUCGGGAAGCAAGGAAACGAGGACAUUUGCAGUACGUGCGUUGGCUUAUAUAAGUUAAAAAAAUCUUUAAACUGAGUUCAGAUCUUUUUAAUUUAACGUAACUUUAAUGAUGAUUUCGUCUUUAUGUGAUGACUGACCACACCGCUACAGGUACCAGGAGGGGGGUUGGGGGGAUAGAACAGAGGCAUUUUAACUUGCUCAAACUUUUCGAGGGUGUUGACAGAAAACUAGUAGGAUUUCUCACUCGAAUGGCCACCAUCUCCGGCUCCUAGUCUUUACCCCCCUAGCCUCACUACCAGUUUAUGAACACCAUCUGCAAGGAAUGACUUAGCAAAUGUGAACAUUGUGGAAGGUGUACUUCACUCUGACUUAAAUGUUCGGAAACGCACGAAUUUGACAAAGUUUGAACUGUUGAAUCUAAAUCCAUCCGCAAACAUCUAAUCUUAAAACGCCCAAACUGUGUUGUGGAGUAUGUCGAACAGGCAAAAUGGCACAGACAACAUCCAUGUCCCCAUUAUUCCUGGUUCUGGAAAAGUUAUUUUGAAAUGGAAAUCAUAUUUUUAAAAAGCAAAGAAGCUCAUCUAUUACUGGCUACUGAUGAUGCAACCAACUUCAUGUAUGUCAUCCAAAUCUUUACCUCAAAGUGCUUAACAUUACUUUUUUCCAUAUACUGGACAUCGUAAGCAAACAUGACUGCCUUGCGGCGCUUUUUAAGAAGGCGAUUGUUUCCCUGGAAACUGGCAAUUUUUGCCCUAAUUUUUAUAACCUUCUUGUUUCUAAUCCAACGUGAAGUUGUGAGCAGUAUUCCAAAGGAGGAACCAUGGCUGAAGGACAUUGUUAACAAGAGAGAUGCCGUGUUGGGAAUGAUGAUGGGGGCUGUCAAUAAUUUCAGGGACUCCAUGCCAAAAAUGCAGAUCAAGGCGCCUCUAAGGCAGUCCGGAGGGGGCGAUAGCCACCCUUGUUUGCCGGGAUAUUAUACGGCAGCAGAGCUCAAGCCAGCCCUGGAGAGACCACCUCAGAACCCCAAUGCUCCUGGAGCUUCCGGGAAGCCUUUCCACACAGACAAGCUCAGCCCAGCAGAGCAGAAGGAAAAGGAGAAAGGAGAUGAGAAGCACUGCUUUAAUGUGUUUGCCAGUGAUCGGAUUUCAUUGAGCAGAGACCUUGGACCAGACACCAGACCACCUGAGUGUAUUGAACAAAAUUUCAAGCGCUGCCCUCCUCUGCCAACUACUAGUGUAAUCAUCGUAUUCCACAAUGAAGCGUGGAGCACAUUGUUGCGAACAGUAUACAGUGUGCUACAUACAUCUCCUGCCAUCUUUCUGAAAGAAAUCAUUCUGGUGGAUGAUGCAAGUGUUGAUGAGGUCUUGAAGGAUCAGCUGGAUAAUUAUUUAAAACAGCUGCACAUUGUUAGAGUAGUGCGUCAAAAAGAAAGGAAGGGACUAAUCACAGCGAGGUUAUUAGGAGCUUCAGUUGCAACAGGAGAUGUACUCACUUUCCUUGAUGCUCACUGUGAGUGUUUCCAGGGAUGGUUGGAACCUUUACUUGCCAGAAUAGCAGAAAACUAUACAGCAGUAGUGAGCCCAGACAUCACAACAAUCGACCUCAAUACCUUUGAAUUCAUGAAACCUUCUCCAUAUGGACAAAAUCACAACCGUGGCAAUUUUGACUGGGGUUUAUCCUUUGGAUGGGAAAGUCUUCCAGAUCAUGAGAAACGCAGGAGAAAGGAUGAAACAUAUCCAGUCAAAACUCCAACCUUUGCUGGGGGACUGUUUUCAAUCUCAAAAGAGUAUUUUUAUUAUAUUGGAAGUUACGAUGAAGAAAUGGAAAUAUGGGGAGGAGAAAAUAUCGAAAUGUCUUUCCGAGUGUGGCAGUGUGGUGGGCAGUUGGAGAUUAUCCCUUGCUCUGUAGUGGGUCACGUAUUCCGCACUAAAAGCCCACAUACCUUCCCUAAGGGCACCCAGGUUAUUGCGCGCAAUCAGGUUCGCCUUGCAGAGGUCUGGAUGGAUGAUUAUAAGGAAAUAUUUUACCGGAGAAAUCAGCAAGCUGCACAGAUGGCCAAAGAAAAAUCCUUUGGAGAUGUAUCCAAAAGGGUGGAUCUACGGCAGCGUCUGAAAUGCAAGAGCUUCUCCUGGUAUUUGAAAAACGUGUAUCCUGAAGCAUUCAUGCCUGAUCUCAACCCUCUUCACUUUGGCUCUGUGAAGAAUCUAGGAAAAGAUUCAUGUCUUGAUGCUGGAGAAAACAAUGAAGGAGGUAAACAUCUGAUAAUGUAUCCCUGCCAUGGACUUGGGGGAAAUCAGUAUUUUGAAUAUUCCACACAUCAUGAGAUUAGGCACAACAUUCAAAAGGAAUUGUGCUUGCACGGCACAGAAGGAGCUGUUAAACUCGACGACUGCCAGUAUAAAGGCCGGAAUACACUGGUUGGCGUAGAACAGAAGUGGGAGCUAAGAGAGGACCAGCUGCUUUUUAAUCCGGGAUCAAAAAUGUGUCUGUCUGCGCAUCGUGAGCAUCCAGCCUUAGCUCCAUGCAAUCCUGAUGACAGGUUUCAGUUGUGGAUUUUCACCUGAGCUCUAUGACUGUUUAUUUUGAGAAAUGAAGAAACAUCAUAGUUACAUAGACUACUGUGGAACAAAAAUGGUAUGAAUUCCAAGAAAGUCUUUUUUAACGCAGUAUACUUGCUGCUAAAAAUGGUUUUAUCUGUUUUAGGUUCAUGUUAGGAAAAAACGAACAAUUGCACUUGAAGGAAGGAGAGAGAAUUCUUACCUGUCUUUUUAUAUUGUACAAAACUUUGGCAAAUUGUUUUGUUUGGAAUUAUUUUCUCCCCUUUAAUGAAGAUUAAUCUUUUGCUUAAAGGUUAAAAAGUACCAAAGAACUUUGCAAUUGUAUCACGAUUGGAUGAAACGCUUUUUUUUACCAUUAUUUUUAACAGCUUUGAAUGUCAUAAUUUAUUGUUAGUUUUUUUAGACUUCAUGUUUUUAGUUUGCUGUUCACAGCAAUUACCUUCCUUACUUUAACUAAACUUAAUUUCAAAAAUCAAAUUAUGGUGAUAAGUGAUCUUAGAACAGCAUUAUUUCAUGAAAACGGACAAAAAGGUUUUAUAUUUGGUUUUAAAUUCUUUCAUUUUUAGGUGUGAAAGGCUUAUGUGGAAAUUUUAGGUCAGACAUUUGCUUUAAUAAACUUAAGUUUGAGAACUUUCA